Solanum dulcamara is the source of this 3880-nucleotide messenger RNA. RefSeq names its product cellulose synthase-like protein D5. The transcript is spliced from 3 exons. Gene Ontology annotation, molecular function: mannan synthase activity; cellulose synthase (UDP-forming) activity. The record is from RefSeq and is a predicted model, not a curated record. Lineage: Eukaryota; Viridiplantae; Streptophyta; Magnoliopsida; Solanales; Solanaceae. Gene Ontology annotation, biological process: plant-type primary cell wall biogenesis; cellulose biosynthetic process. Gene Ontology annotation, cellular component: plasma membrane; trans-Golgi network. The coding region runs from base 90 to 3587 and encodes 1165 amino acids.
UCUUCUUCUUUUCUUAAAUUCUUCAAAAAAGUUUCUUGAAUUUCUCUCAUAGCUGAAGAAAAGCUUUAAAUCUUGAUAAUUAAAGAAAAAUGGGGUUGAUUGAUUCUCCAUCUUCUUCAUCUCCAGUGAAAAUUACAGUUACUUCAUCUCCAACUGGUGGCUGCCAUGGCUUAACUAGUCCGAUUCGGAGACAUUCGCUAUCGACGAAUGCGAAUUCACCUCUCAGUGGAAACGGGUUAAGGGGUUCUUCUGGUGGUAGGUAUCUUUCUAUGUCUAAAGAGAGUACUGAUGAAUUUGUAGCUUAUACAGUUCACAUUCCACCAACCCCAGAUAAUCGUACCGUAGCGGGUUCUCAGAAUAGCCCUGUUGGGAUUGGGAGUAGCAGAAAAAGCUAUGGGUAUGGAAAUCCGAGUGAUGGGUAUAUUAAAGAUACAAUCUUUACUGGGGGUUUCAAUUCUGCGACUAAAGCACAUGUUAGGAAAAGCUCUGAAGAUGAGCCUAUGGUGAUGAAAUGUAAAACAAUGUGUCAAAUGGAAGGUUGUGAUGAGAAAAAAGCUGAGGAGAAGUGUGAAUGUGGAUAUGUAAUUUGCAGAGAGUGUUAUUUGGACUGUGUGGGGAUUGAUGGAGGAUAUUGUCCUGGUUGUAAAGAUUCUUAUAAGGGGAUUAGUGAUGAUGAAAGUGAUGAACCAAGAUCGGAAGCUAAGGAUCAAGCGAAUCCAUUGCCUUCAAGGGGAGGAGGAGGAAGAGGAAGAGGAGGGAGAAUGGAGAAGAAUUUUUCACUUGUGCAGUCAUUCAAGAAUCCAAAUCAAGAUUUUGAUCAUACUAGAUGGCUUUUUGAGACUAAAGGGACUUAUGGUUAUGGGAAUGCUUUGUGGCCUUCUGAUGGUCAUGAAUUUGGGAGAGGUAUUGACAGAUCUGAAAAUCCUCCUGAUUUUAGUGACAGAAGAAAUAGGCCUUUGACAAGGAAAGUUGGAAUCUCAGCUGCAAUUAUCAGUCCAUACAGGUUGCUCAUGGUUCUUCGUCUUGGUGCGUUGGCUUGUUUCUUGACAUGGAGGAUUUCUCAUCCAAAUCAUGAUGCAAUGUGGUUAUGGAUAAUGUCAGUAGUGUGUGAGGUUUGGUUUGCAAUAUCUUGGCUUCUUGAUCAGUUGCCAAAGCUCUGUCCUGUUAAAAGAAUCACUGACCUCUCUGUAUUGAAAGAAAGAUUUGAAAGUUCAGGACCAAACCUCCGGAACCCGAAGGGAUUGUCUGAUUUGCCAGGCAUUGAUGUGUUUGUUUCAACUGCUGAUGCAGAAAAAGAACCACCCCUUGUAACUGCAAACACAAUCCUUUCCAUUCUUGCAGUUGAUUAUCCUGUUGAAAAGGUGGCAUGUUACUUAUCAGACGAUGGAGGUUCCUUAGUGACAUUUGAAGCUCUUGCAGAAGCUGCUAGCUUUGCAAGAAUAUGGGUUCCCUUCUGUAAAAAACAUAACAUUGAACCCAGGAAUCCUGAGUCAUACUUUGGGCAAAAGCGUGAUCCACUGAAAAACAAAGUGAGACUUGACUUUGUUAGGGACAGAAGAAGGGUGAAGAGGGAAUAUGAUGAAUUCAAGGUGAGGAUAAAUGCCUUGCCAGAGUCAAUAAGGCGACGAUCAGAUGCUUAUAACACCCAACAGGAGUUAAGGGCUAAAAAAAAACAGGUUGAACUUGGAGAGGAUCUCUCUGAACCCAUCAAAGUCCCUAAAGCUAUUUGGAUGUCUGAUGGGACUCAUUGGCAUGGUACUUGGUCAUCAGCCGAGGAAGGACAUUCAAGAGGUGAUCAUGAGGGUAUUAUACAGAUCAUGUUGGUUCCUCCAAAUGCAGAGCCACUUUAUGGGAAUGAAGCAGACGAUAAGAACAUGAUUGACACAACAGACGUUGAUGUAAGAUUGCCAAUGCUGGUUUAUGUUUCGAGAGAAAAGCGACCUGGUUUUGAUCACAACAAGAAAGCUGGAGCGAUGAAUGCUUUAGUUCGAGCCAGUGCAAUAAUGUCAAAUGGCGCAUUCAUUCUCAAUCUUGAUUGUGACCAUUACAUCUAUAACUCAUUGGCUAUGAGAGAGGGAAUGUGCUUUAUGCUUGACAAAGGGGGUGACAGGAUCUGUUAUGUUCAGUUCCCUCAGAGGUUUGAGGGUAUUGAUCCAAAUGAUCGAUAUGCAAACCACAAUACAGUUUUCUUUGAUGUUAGCAUGAGAGCACUUGAUGGUUUGCAGGGUCCCAUGUAUGUAGGAACAGGCUGCAUUUUUCGAAGAAUUGCUCUUUAUGGUUUUAGUCCACCAAGAGCAACUGAACACCGUGGAUGGUUUGGUAGCAGGAAGACUAGAAAGCUUUUGAGGAAACCUAAUAUACAAAAGGGUCAAGAGGAUGAUGAGAUGUUCUUGCCAAUGAUUGGGAAUAGAGAUGAUGAGGAGGAAGUAAGCAGAUCUUUGCUUACAAAACAGUUUGGGAACUCCAUUCCAUUGGUUGACUCUAUUGCUGUGGCUGAAUUUGGAGGGAGGCUGCUCCAUGAGUUGCGAGGCAAAGGUUGCCAAGGAAGGCCAGCAGGUUCACUUGCUGUACAUCGCGAGCCAUUAGAUGCUUCAGCACUUGCUGAGGCCGUGGGUGUCAUAAGUUGCUAUUAUGAGGACAAAACUGAAUGGGGCAAAAGAGUAGGAUGGAUAUAUGGCUCGAUAACGGAAGAUGUUGUGACAGGUUACAGGAUGCACAAUAGGGGCUGGAGAUCAAUUUACUGUGUCACAAAAAGAGAUGCAUUUAGAGGGACAGCCCCAAUCAAUCUAACCGAUAGGCUCAUCCAAGUUCUCAGAUGGGCAACAGGUUCAGUCGAAAUCUUUUUCUCUCGCAACAAUGCUCUAUUUGCAAGCCCAAGAAUGAAGUUCCUGCAGAGGGUGGCGUAUUUCAACGUGGGAAUGUAUCCGUUUACUUCCAUCUUCCUACUUGUGUAUUGUCUCUUGCCUGCACUUUCACUCUUCUCAGGAAAAUUCAUUGUCCAAUCCCUCAAUGUCACCUUCUUGGUGUUCUUGCUAGCAAUCACAAUCACCUUAUGCAUGCUUGCACUCCUUGAAAUCAAAUGGUCAGGAAUCACCCUUCAUGAUUGGUGGAGGAAUGAACAAUUCUGGUUAAUUGGUGGAACAAGUGCACAUCCAGCUGCUGUAGUACAAGGACUAUUGAAAGUUAUAGCAGGAGUUGACAUCUCAUUCACAUUGACAUCAAAAUCUGCUGCACCUGAUGAUGGUGAAGACGAAUUUGCAGAGCUAUACGAGUUCCGUUGGACAGUCCUAAUGAUUCCACCAAUAACAAUCAUAUUGAUCAACAUGAUUGCAAUUGCAGUAGGAACAUUCAGGACUGUGUAUAGUCCUUUCCCACAAUGGAGCAAGCUUCUUGGAGGUGUAUUCUUCAGUUUUUGGGUGUUAUCUCAUCUCUAUCCAUUCGCGAAAGGUCUAAUGGGGAAAAGUGGAAAAAUUCCCACCAUUGUCUUCUUAUGGUCUGCUCUCAUCUGCAUUGUCAUCUCGUUGCUUGCGGUUUACAUAUACCCUCCUUCAGGACAUCAAGAUUUCUCAAGUUUUCAGUUCCCUUGAGUUUGUUGCUGUGUGUCUGUCCAUCUCGGCAGCUCAGUUAAAGCUCACACAUUGUUAAAGAAGAGUAUGAAGGUUCUCAACUUCAUCUCACUGUUUAGUACUAUUCUUUAUUUUUCUUCUUUCAGUUGAGAUGUACGUUACAUGUGUAUGUUAUUACAUUGUGAAAGAUUUGUUCACCAAUGGUAUUUGGAAUUUGCAAAAAAGGAUAGGAUUUUUAUUUUACCAUAGUUGGUUGGAUGUGAAGUUAGCCAUAUUUGAGCUUAUUGUAGUUUUAAGGGAAAGUUACUCAUAUA